Messenger RNA from Myxocyprinus asiaticus (Chinese sucker), 6617 nucleotides. Its product is annotated as CAAX prenyl protease 2-like. Lineage: Eukaryota; Metazoa; Chordata; Actinopteri; Cypriniformes; Catostomidae. Gene Ontology annotation, biological process: CAAX-box protein processing. Bases 188 to 1144 code for a protein of 318 amino acids. The record is from RefSeq and is a predicted model, not a curated record. The transcript is spliced from 8 exons. Gene Ontology annotation, cellular component: endoplasmic reticulum membrane. Gene Ontology annotation, molecular function: metalloendopeptidase activity.
AUUUUGAUGACGUCACUUCAAGGCGCCAAAGCGUCUUUCCAGCUUUCCUCCAUAGUGUCUCGAUUGUGGGCAUUCACUUACACUUCUUUAGAAUAAAAACUAAAACGAAUGUGGCGUAUUUAAUGUGUCACCCACACCUGCCAUCCUUCAACACGUCGAGUCGUUUUCAACUCUUGUCGCUCUCGCCAUGAACGACGAUGAUGAUUUGAUGGCAAGUUUUCAUUCAGAUACACUCCACGAUAAUGUGGCUGUUCCUGAUGGACUUUGCUGGGUGUCGGUUCUCUCUUGUCUGCUGCUUGCGUGCUCCUAUGUCGGAAGCUUAUACGUCUGGAAAAGCGAUUUACCAAGGGAUCAUCCUGCAGUGAUAAAGAGGCGCUUCACAAGUGUGCUGAUUGUGUCUGCUCUGUCUCCACUAUUUGUGUGGGCAUGGAAGGUGUUCACAGGCAUACAGCCUGGUCCCUCAUUACUGGCACUUAUGGGGAUCCGGUUUGAGGGACUAUUGCCUGCUGUCAUUCUACCCUUGCUGCUGACCAUGGUGCUGUUUCUGGGUCCCCUGAUCCAGCUAACUAUGGAUUGCCCCUGGGGUUUCAUUGAUGGGAUAAAAGUGGUUGUUGACCCAUGCUUCUGGACGCUCUGUCUGAGUGACAUGCGUUGGCUGAGGAACCAGGUAGUUGCACCGUUAACAGAAGAGCUGGUUUUCCGAGCAUGCAUGCUUCCCAUGCUAGUGCCCUGUGCUGGCCCUUCCACUGCCAUCUUCACGUGCCCACUUUUCUUUGGUGUUGCUCAUUUUCACCAUGUAAUUGAGCUGCUGCGGUUCAGACAGGGCACUGUCUCAGGGAUUUUCCUCUCUGCAGUGUUCCAGUUCUCCUACACGGCAGUAUUUGGGGCCUAUACAGCCUUUAUAUUCAUCAGGACAGGUCAUCUGGUUGGUCCUGUGCUGUGCCAUUCCUUCUGUAACUACAUGGGUUUCCCGGCUCUCAGCACAGCCUUGGAACACCCGCACCGCCUCUCCAUUCUCUCCUUCUACGUUUUGGGGGUCAUUCUCUUCCUCCUCCUCCUCUUCGUCAUGACUGACCCACUCUUCUACGGUUUGCCAACGCCUGUCUGCACCCUGACCUCCACAGCUGGCUCCAUUUGCUCCUGAUCCUUCUCUCCAACCAUACCUGCACCUGUAGUCAUCCAUUCCUUCUCUCGAAAGCCUACAGCCAUUUGGAAAGGAGUGGCUUUUUCUUUCUCCAGGCUCUGCAACUGGUUUGACCUGCAGAACAGGUAUGAAAAUUCUCCGCCUCUGUGAGGUUGGUGAAAGGACUCAUUGGAUGCAAAACAUCCUCAGGUUGCUUCACCGUUCUGCAUGAUGAAAGCAGCAGAUUUUUAGUGUUAUCAAGUGACAUCAACUAUGAACCAGGCCUACAUUUGACGAAGAACAGGUUGAUUAUACAUGUCUGCAUGUUUAUAUGACUAUUUCAGUGUAUUUAUCUUGAAAUUGGUGCUGGGGGAUAAAGAUCAGACAACGAUUACGGGUUUACAGGGAAGAUUUGUACGCUGAAAUGUGCAUUUCUGAAAAUGCAUGACUCCCUAUUUGUUCUCACUCAUAUACACCUCACCUGUUUGGUCUGGUGCCUUUGAAGAAGACGUUCAUGUUUACCUUCAAAGUCAUGAAAGCAUUCAAAGUUAGAGAUUUUUGGCUUUAACCUUGAACUUUUUAUCUGAUCAUCACUUUACUCCGUUCAGUAGCCUUAAAUAUAGAUACUGUAUGUGUCCAGUCUUUAGGUAUGCUACUGGAGGAAUAGAGAUAUUAGAAAAACAAGUUUGUGAGUGUGAAUCUGAAGUUAAAGAAUUGCCCUUGGCACAUAGUUUUUGUGUAAGUUUAGAUUCUAUUAAUUGGCCUCAUGUGCAACAGUUUAUAGUGGUUUAUUGCAAAUUAUGAGACAUUUAAAAAAAAAAAAAGUGUCACUCCUGUUUUGCCAGUUGUUAUUUAAAAAUCAAUUUAUACCAAUUUCUGUUGAUGUAGCAGCAAUUUUUACAAUUUCAGGUUAUUCACUGCUGGAUUUUGACCUGUGGGGUUUCAUUCAUAUUUAAUGCAGUGCUAAAGACAGUCUUUUUACAUGCACAUAAGAAUUUCUUGUCCUGUUAAUUUGGUGGCAGUGGAGGAUGUUAAAGGAGUAGUCCACCCAAAAAUGACACUUCUCUUAUUUACUCACCCUCAUGCCAUCCCAGAUGUGUAUGACUAUCUUUUUUCUACUGAACACAAAAAAAAGAUUUUUAGAAGAAUAUCUCAACUCUCUAGGUCCAUACAAUGAUGAAGUGAAUUAGAUCGCUUCAGAAGACAUGGAUUAAACCACUGGAGUCGUCUGGAUUACUUUUACGCUGCCUUUAUCUGCUUUUUGAAGCUUCAAAGAUUUGGUCACCAUUCACUUGUAUGGACCUACAGAGCUGAAAUAUUCUUCUGAAAAUCUUCAUUUGUGUUUUGCAGAAAAAGUGAGUCAUACACAUCUGGGAUGGCAUGAGGGUGAGUAGAUGAUAAAAUAAUUUUUAUUUUUGAGUGAACUAUUCCUUUAAGGUAGAUUUGACACUUGUUUGAUUUGUUUUAAAAUUGAGAAAAUUCCAAUACUUUUUCAAAGGCGCCACCGAAGGCAACAUGUUGCCAUUUCAUUAUGACACUUCUAUUCUUUCUAAACACGUUUAGUUGUGUGACAAAUGCCAACAUUGCGUCAAGAUUGGAUCGUCUAACUUGUACUACCUGUAUCAGAGAAUUACAACUCAAAUACUUUGACCAACAUAUGGUAUAGUUCUGUUCAAUCUAAAUACUAAACUUUUAUAAACAUUUUUAUAUCACAAAUGAAAGAGUCAUGCCUACAGUGGGUUUCAUGGUGAUUUCAUUUUUACACGGGUUCCUUCACCAUGAAACGUUCGUUGCAUGCUGCUACAUUGGUGACUUGUAGAUGUUUAGAUGUUGAUCGGUAUAGAAAUGCACCAAAUACACAUACAUUCAAAGUGUAGGCUAUAAUGCUAAAAAUGGUUUUAGAUUACAAAUGUGGCUUGCUGCCCAGAAUAGAGCUUGCUAUGAACAUUGCUAAAACAAUGCUAUUUGUAAGGGUGUCCAUUAUUCAGUUGUUUUUGCUUCUAGCCCUCAUUAAAUGUGAAAGUAAAAGUAUAUAGAGAGAGUACAGUCAUCUACAUGAUUGCUUGUAAUUUGUUGAUUAAUAUAUUGACAUAGCCACAGUCCUUCAAGAGAACAUAGUCACAUAUUCGUUAUAUGUAGUAGGGGUGUUCAUAGUUUCUGUGUUGUGAGAGACCAUGCAAAGUAAACCUUUCAAGCAAUAAUCUCACAAACAGGAUCGAAUCAGGGAUUUCUGUGUAGUGUGAAGCAAGAUCUAGUUACCUAUAUUGAUACCCAAAAUAAUUUCUUAUUUGGCUAACUACAAAGAAAAUGUGAAAUGCCACCAUUUGAACUGCCAAAUUUAUCAUAGUUGUGGUAUUGUAGAUGUAACAAAGAAAUCUAUGUAGUUAGGCUUCUGAAAUGUUCUGGUUUACUAGUCUCUAGCGUUGAAAGAAGUGCGUGUUAAAGUGUGCCAUAGUGUAUAUGACUGUGCUGACAUGUUUACACUGGGAGGAUGCUGUAUGUAAGCACUGCUCCAGGAUCAGUUUAACCUGUGACUGGCUACUCUGAACGCUGCUGAAGUUUAGUUCCUUGUGCUUGUUGUGAAUACAGUCAACAGAGGGUGCCACAGGACCAUUAUUGUUUAUUUGUGUCUUUUUGUGAGUAGUUACGAAGAAUGAAGCACUCACCUUCAUGUGAGUUAAUGGGUGAAUCUCACUAAGAAAUGUCAUUUGUUCACCCAACAAUCAGUAGAGAGAAAUAAAAAGUGUAAUUUUGCUUAAAGAAAAUGAAGCCUAUUUUACGGCCAUUACGAUUUUUUGCAUUAACACCAAAUGCAUGCGUUUUUUUUGUUUGUUUUGUUUUUAACCAAACAUUGUUACAUGCCCGGGACGUAUAUCCAAGGGCGUAGAUUUGGCUUGAACAUUGGGGGGGGGGGGUUGGUUCCUCCCCCCAUCCCCCCUGGAAUCUACGCCCCUGCGUAUAUCUAUCACAAAUGGAUCUACAAAAUGCCCAGACAGUGUAAAAAUGAAUAGAAUAGAAUAUAUUCUGCUAUAUUUUGAAGUUUUAUUUUUCGUGCAUUAAAAGAGAUGAUGCAACAAUUCAGGACAAAUCUAGAACAGGAUUUUUUACUUUCACACUGAAAUUUCAUGAGAUGCAACUGGCUGUCAAAAACAAAUUGAGCUACACAUAACAUAAGAUAAACAAGAUACACAUAUUUAUUUUCUCAGGCACUUUCUCAGUCUAAAUAGACAUACAGCUUACAUAAUGUCAGUAGUAUACCCAAAUAACAAUAGCCAAAUCAUACUGUUUAUGUGUUACACUUGCUAUAGUUUACUUCCACAUUGUUUCUUCAUCAAAUAGCAGUGUUGGAUGUAAAUCAAGCCAAUUACUUAAAUAACAGCGCCACCUUGAGAAAGAAAAAGCAUGUAUAAAAUGUAUUUGUACACGCAUAUGGGAUACUGAUAAUUCACCACUGUCAAAAGAAAACCAAAGUAAUAUAGUAGUCAUUUGUAUGAAUAUAGAACUAAUUUGUCUUGUAAUAAAAAAAUAAAUAUAAAUCUUGUGAUGUACACCUGUAUUGAUAUGAAAUAAUCAAUAAUUACAAACCUAGUGUCUCUAAAGACCCUAUACACUUUUGAUACUUAAGCAAUUAUAGUGUAUAUAUAUAAUUUAGCAAUUUUAAAUUUUAAAAACUUUUUUUUGUUACACUAUUUAUAUGAGAAGGGUUAAGGAAUACUAAAGAGGUGUGGGCACAACUAAAAAUGGAUGAGGUACAGGGGGUGGAAUGAGGUCUCGGGUCACUAAAGACCUGAGGUAUGCGUUUAAGGGUAAAUGACAUGUAAAAAUAAUAAUGCUCAUCACUGUAAUGCAAAAAUAAAUUAAAUAUUAUUUAAUGAUUAAGUAUCAAAAUAUUUAUACAUAAUGGUGUUAUGUUGUACAGCCUUUAAUGUUGAUUUAAAUUUUGAAAAUCAUCGUAUUAUAGUAUUUUUAUUCUGUUAAUACAGUAAAAAGUACUGUAUUACAGUAAUGAGAAUCUGAUCUUUGUCAUCUCCAUUCAGUAUAAUGGGAAUUAUAAAACUUAAAAUGUAAACAUCAGGACACAUUACAGUAAUGAGAAUGGCAGGCUUCAUUUUCUUUAUGCAAAGUAUAAUGUCUUGUGAUUUUGAGGUCACAUGUAAGCUGGACAUGAUGUCAUUAUGUUCAUCCUUUUAUUAUGAACUUAGAAACUUGUGCUUUGCACAUUUAAUUCCGUCAUCAGAUAGUUUAAAUUAUGAUUAACUUUUGCCCUGGGAUUGAAAGUAUUUGUUUAAGGCAAACCUUCACACAUUCUUGAUAUCUUUGGAAGUUCAUUGUUCAGGAUUUGUCUGAAAAAAACAAGUCAUGACUGAAAUACAGAUCAGCCGACUCAGUGGUUAAACUGCACUAGGAGGCCAUGUUGAGUUGGGAUUUUUAUAGGGAAGGCUGAACACACAGGUACUUGGCAAGGACUUGCUGGCUGUCACUGCUGUGAUUGAUUACCUGUGUAACUGAAAUGGCAUUUUCCUAGGGGAACGUUUGUAUAUUUGAAUAUGUAUCUGGAGCUUGUUAGGUGUCACUCAUUGCAGUCCAAUACAUGGAUCCUCACUUCCUCGCUAAAUUUCUGCUUUCAUCUAUUUUCACAAGAGACUUUCAUUUAUUUAUUUUUUUCUAAUAAGUGUCUCUCAUCCCCUGUUUGAAUUCACACUCUUCUUUCAAUUGAAUCUGAGUAUUUGCAAGCAAAACAAUUGUCACCGGUUUGGGCUUGCGUAGAUGCUUGGAACACUCGUCAUAUUUACCGUCAGGACCGGAGGAGCAAUAGAAGUUCAAAUCUAUUUUUGCAAAUGUGAAACUUGACCUAGUGCUAUUUUAACUCAUUGAAACAACAACUGAAGAAUGUAUAUUAUUUGAAAAUGCAACACAGAUGUUUAUUGAAAAGACUGGUUUGUGAUUAGCCAAUUCAAAUGUUUAUAUGGAGAGAUAUAUUUUAUAAUCAAAUCUAUUUUGGUGUCUGAGAAUAAUGUGGAUGCAAAUUGUUUUUCUGCAAUUCACUGAUGGACAAAUGUUUUAGGACUAUCUUUUUGGGGUUCUUUUAAUUCACUCUGCAAAACUCUGCUGUUCAUAAAUAAAUAGUUUUUAAACCUACUACUUGGAGUUGUGGUUUAUUUUUAUUUUUUUCCUGUAUAGCUAAAAGCUGAAGUGUGUAAUAUCUGCGGCAAUGAACGGAUUUGCAAAAAUAACGAUUAUGUUGUUUUUAAACAGGUUUUCCAAAUUGAUUUUUAAAGUCCCAUACUGUUUACACUCCUUGGGAAGUCAACCCAUGUAUGUCUUAUAGUCUCUCUGCACAUUAAACUGGGAUAGGAGAAAGUGUUAUAGAAAAAAUUUACAAAUUUCUCCUUUAUAUGAUAUUUAAAUUGCUCCUGAAUGUGAUUUAGAAAAUUCAAAGGGAGAAGUCUUCACUUUCUUAAUUGUGUUACCUCUAUUUGACCAACAGGGAGAG